Messenger RNA from Rhipicephalus sanguineus (brown dog tick), 5378 nucleotides. Its product is annotated as sodium/hydrogen exchanger 1. Gene Ontology annotation, molecular function: sodium:proton antiporter activity. The coding region runs from base 476 to 3670 and encodes 1064 amino acids. The transcript is spliced from 29 exons. The record is from RefSeq and is a predicted model, not a curated record. Gene Ontology annotation, biological process: sodium ion transport; proton transmembrane transport; regulation of pH. Gene Ontology annotation, cellular component: membrane. Lineage: Eukaryota; Metazoa; Arthropoda; Arachnida; Ixodida; Ixodidae.
GGCUCUCCUCAACGCCUCGACGUUUGCCGCGGGCUGUGCGCGCUUGGCGUGCGUGCGUGCGUGAGUUGCGUGUGUGUGCGUGCGGGCUGUGGCGCGUGUACCGUAGUCGUCGUCGGGCUGCGCGAGUAGCGCGGCGCGGACCCUUCCACAGACAGCGCAAAACCCUCGCUUCGAAGACGACGUGCGUGUGCGUGUGUGUGCGCUAGAACGCGAGGAGUGCCGUCGCACGUCGGGAUGGUGUUCUGCGAUAAGUGCGAACUUUGCUAAAGUAAAAAGCAGAAAAGGAACAGAACUUCGUCGUUUUCUCGCUCCCUUCCUCGACUUAACUACUUUCUGCUGCCUGGAUUUACGGCGGGUACAUCGCGGCGCUCCGGCAAGUGGAGCAGCCAGCCCUUCGUGGUCGUCGGAUGCUUGCAAACACGGGUGGAGCCUUUGGAGGCGGAGCUGCGUGGCGUCGCCGCGGCCGCGUUGACCGAUGCGGCUGAGCCCUUUCGCGCCGUCAUGCCUGCUGCUGCUGCUGCUAGCCGCGCUAGCGCCUUCGGCGCACGCCAGAUGGGCGCCAGGUUCCUGGCGAGAGCAGCGGUCCGGUUCGGUGGGCCUGUCGUCCCGGAGUCUGCAUCGGCGUCACACGGGCGGCUCCGCGCCCGGCGGCGGCGUUCAGUCUCCGAACGAUGUGCCGCUGCCCACGCUGGCCACAGCCGCCCCGGACGUGGCCGUCACCACCACCACUGUCGCGGAAUCAGGACCGCGCAACGCCAGCAGGCCGCUGGCCAACGUGGACGCAUCGUCCACUGCCAACAAGUCCUCGCACCAAGGUGACCGGGCGGGCCUGCCGGCCGACCGGUGGUCUUCGUCAGGUCGAGACGACCCCCUGGCGACGGCCGUGGGUUCGUCGCACCGCUCGCCGCCCUCUCACGGCCCGGACGAAGUUGUAGGCGCCCCCGCGCACCAGACCGGAGUCGGGGACGUAGACCGCGAGGCUCAGUGCGCAGCCGAGCGCGAGCACGAGCACACCGAGGGCCACCACGGCGUGACGGUGGCCAGCAUCCGGUGGAACUUCGUCAGCGUGCCCUUCGUCUUCACGGUCUUCAUCAUACUCGCCGGUUUCACCAAGAUCGUUUUUCACCACGCCAACUUUCUCUCCUCCAUUGUGCCGGAGUCAUGUAUGCUGAUUCUCCUGGGUACAAUGGUCGGCGGAAUAGCACAUGUCACGCACUCGGACUACGUGCCCAACUUCUCGCCGGACUUGUUUUUCCUCUUCCUGCUUCCUCCAAUCAUCCUGGAGUCUGCAUAUUCUCUUCACGACAGUGCCUUCUUUAGCAAUAUCGGGACUAUCCUGUUGUUCGCAGUGCUGGGUACAAUAAUAAAUGCCUUCACAAUAGGUCCAAGUUUGUAUUUUUUGAACAACGUGGGAGCCAUCGGCCUCCCGAACUUGAACCUGCUCGAGUGCCUUGUGUUCAGCUCUCUCAUCUCGGCCGUUGAUCCCGUAGCCGUUCUAGCAAUAUUUCAAGAAGUCGGAGUCAACAAAGUAUUGUAUUUCUUAGUCUUCGGGGAGUCUCUACUUAAUGACGCCGUGACUGUCGUGCUGUACAACAUGAUGGUCGGGUUUUUCGGCAGCGACAUCACGGCCAGGGAAAUCGGCGUGGGCUUCGCUGCGUUCCUGUCGGUGAGCCUAGGGGCGUCGGCGAUCGGCUGCGUCAUGGGCAUGAUCACCGCCUUCGCCACCAAGUACACGCACGACGUCAGGGUGGUUGAACCUCUGGCCGUACUAGGCAUCGCCUAUCUGUCGUACCUCACCGCCGAGCUGGUCCACUUCUCGGGAAUCAUCAGCAUAAUCUGCUGCGGCCUUGUCCAAGUGCAGUACGCCAUGGGGAACAUCUCGCGAAAGUCUUACACGACAGUCAAGUACUUCACCAAGAUGCUCAGCGCCGUAUCCGACACGGUCAUCUUCAUCUUCCUGGGCAUCGUGUUGGUGAACAAGCGCCACGUCUGGAACACCGGCUUCGUCGUGUGGUCGGCCGCGCUGUGCCUCGUCUACAGGUUCCUCACCGUGUUUGGCCUUACAUAUUUUGUAAAUAUGCUCGGCCGUGUGAAGAAGAUCAACCUCGAGGAACAGUUCAUAAUGGCGUACGGUGGACUGCGUGGCGCCGUGGCCUUCUCCCUGGUGAUUAUGCUGAGCGCGUGCAAGUUCCACAACUACGAGAUGUUCGUCACCACCACCCUGGUCAUCGUCCUCUUCACCGUCUUCAUACAGGGCGCAUCCGUCAAGCCAUUGGUCAACCUGCUCAAGAUACGGCUGCAGCAGACUGACGGCGACAAGCUUAUCAGAGAGAUAAACAGCAAGCUGGUGGACAACAUCAUGCUUGGCAUCGAAGAAAUCACCGGUCAUCGAGGUGGAAAUUACUGGAAGCAAGUGAUGGAGCAGAUCGACGAGAAGUACCUCAAGCCAUUACUGCAGCACAAGUCGGCGCAGGACAGCCUGACGAGGGUCUACACCAAGGUGGUCCUUGCGGACCACUACGCCCACUUGUACGGCCCUGCAGCAGCCCUGGAAGAAAACAUACCCCUGAACAUACAGCAUUGCUCAGAUAUGGGAAGGUCCUUCGACGAAGGGAUGCUGGAUACUCUCACAGAGGAGCGCAUCGAAGAGGAAGCCGUGGCAGACGAGGAAGAGGAGAACGCCGAAGACGAAGACCGCGGCUUGCUCUUCCACGCAAACACGGACCGCAAGCCCUCCAUCGCCCCAGGACAGAACCAGAUAGCCCCCAGGCGCGUGCGGUUCUCACGAUUCGUUCCCCGGCUGACAAAAAGUUGCAACGACGCGGAUCAGGUACGCGCCGCGUCGCAAAGCGCCGAGGGCGGGACGGCAGAGAAGCGCAGGCACACGGUCGGGGCAAUGUUCUCGAGGUCCUUCCACCAGGACUCGGUCGAAGCCGAGGACCCAACCAAGCUCCUGGUGAAGGCACUCAACGAAAACCCCUACCACAAGUACCACCAGCGCUACAACCCGAACCUGGUGGGCGACGAGCACCAGGAGCUGGAGGCCCACUUGCGGGCUCGCCGUCGGCGUGCGCACCGGCUCACGCUGGCCACCAUGGCGAGCGAGAUGAGCUCGGCCGAGAUGAGCGUCGAGGGCAGCCGCGGCAACCUGGCGCCGCCGUCUCCGGGCGCCACGGUGCUCAGUCCCGUGACGGUGGGGGCCACGACUCCCGUCGGGGGAGGAGGGGACGUGGCGGCCACAGUCGCCGCCGCCGCCGCGCUGUCGGCAGGCGUCGAGCAGCUGGCCGACGGGCGGCCCCUGACCGCGGCGCAGUUCCGCCGCGCCUCCACCACGCUCCAGAAGAGCGCCUACACCUGGCUCAGCCUGGCACACCGGCGCCACUCCGUGAUGCGCCGCAACAAAGCAGGCUCCGUGGACGGACGCUCGCUCAGGUCCAGUCUGAAGCUUGAGCGCCAGAGUGCAGUGACAGAAGACGUGUCGGACGACAAUGCCGAACACGCCAAGAGCGAGUCGAGCUCCACACAGGCGCACUCACGCGAGGGCAGCCAGUCCUUGCAGCUGUCCUUGGCACAGCAGCCGCCUGACGUGCACGAACCCGGAGCUGAACCAGCAUCCGCUAGUGAGGACAGCAAGUCACCCGAAGAAAAGACUAAGGAGACGUCCUUCUAGUGUAAUGCUACCCAAGUCCUGACACGUGUUGCGGGCUUUGGCAACCCUUGUGGUCGUUGCGGAACUUGCCUUCCGUUUCGGACCGGGCGGAUGACGUUUCUCAGGCUCCAGUUGAAUGUUUGCUCGAGCCUUCCUUUCGGUACGAAGGUGGCAUGAGCUGCCGAGGAACAAGAACGGGUCAGGCCCUGUAAUGUGGCCAAAGCAGUUUUACCUUAACGCGUAAGGCAACGGCGAGCGAGCGACAACUUCACCCGCAUCAGCUGGAGUCCCCUCCAUUUGGCUAUGCUUUCGGUACUGUGGCGACACUGAAUUCUUCCAGCUGCUACAAAACUGGAUUCUCGUGUUUUAAGUAGACGACCCUGGGAAGGCCAUCGACAUUAUGCUAGCAAACAUCACACCCGGUCACACUUCUCGGGCGAGAGCAGUGUGUAUGAGGUCACAGGUAAAGGGAUUCGUGGCUCAUCCACUGUUUUCCAAUGUGUCAUGCUUGUGUUUAGGCUUUCUUUUUGUUUACGAGGCAGUAUUUUUGAUGUCUACCAGAAAUCACUAGGUCUCAUCAGACUGUGCUCAUCGUCAAUUAUCUUCAUUUCCCUCAUCUGCAGAACUUCUUCCCUGUAAUGAACUCUCUCUCACAAUAUGUGCAGAAGCGAGAUGCACUAUCAGGUGCUGCACUGCAUCAUCUUUAUUACACAAAGUUAAAGAUCCACAUUACAAAGUUAAAGAUUGCACUCUAGCGUGAAACAACGAAUAAGUGCUGCAAGUUCGAUGAAAGAAAUUUCCGCGCAGUUUCGUCUGCGCUGAUGAAAGCGGAGCUUGGUGUCCGGUUGUCGAAGCAAGGAAUGGGAGGACGUAACAGCUUUGCACCUGUCGUUACUGAAGAUGCUUGUGCAAUCUUCUUGGCUUCCAGCUAAUUGCAUCUUUGAAGUGGGAACUUGGCUCUGCUCCAGAGCACAGAGCUGUCAUGUAGUUUUAUGACUGCUCCUCUCGUUAUGUCGAGGGGUGCAGUCCCCACUUCAGUUUGUUACAAACUUUAGCGAAAUCCCCCCUCCUCAAGGUGAGAGAGUGCAAACGGAAGCCAGGCUUCUGAUCUGGAGGACUUAGGACCACUAUGCGAGCGACAAUAUGCCUUGUUAAACUUUCAUCCCGAAACCAGCGCGAGGUCUGGCGCGUCGUUUGAAACCGAACUGAAAUUGCGCACAGAACGCGUCAUCUGCUGUAGUUCAAUCAAACUUUUUCAUAGGAGCUAGCAGAGAUCUCUAUAGGCUAAUUGAAACUUUUUGCAAACCUAGGAAAGAGUGUAUUUAUUGAAACUAGAGUAUAUACAUAGGCUGUGGGGAGCAACGUGUGGUCCAACACAGAGGAAGAAGAGGCUAUCUAUAUACAUAACGGAUGCUAUCAGCAAUACCCCAGAAGACCAGCGUGUCCAUUGGCGCGCGUUUCUAGGUUCCCAGGCAAGUCUGUGUUGGUGUUUGCCACCCUCCUACAUGCCUACCGUCAAUUAUGGUUAUUAAAACCCCUAUGUGCACACGCACACACACACAUACUUGCACAGACUGCAUAACAUUCCAAGUCAACAUUAACCCAGGUGAAAUCAGAUCAGUGGUGUGUGUCUGUGUGUGUGCAUCCCUCCACGUGCUUGUCACUUUUCAAUUUUAAGUGUUGGUUUGUUAUGUAUAUAAAAUCAUUAAAGUUUUCUAUAUACACACAA